AUGCUGCUCCGCGGUACGGUGGCAUCGACAGUGACCUCGGCGCUUCUCCAUCGCGGGGGCUGCGCACAGGGGUCGGUGGCGGCAAUGCCCGCCGCUCACUUUGCUAGUUCUUGCUGCCGCUCGCCUCCAUUGGCUGCUCUAUCUUCGUCGUACCAGUCAACGUCUUCGCUUGGGCUGUUGCGUGCCGCCGCACCGGUGCUGCUGUGUGCUUCCACCACAUGUAGCUCUUCUGCCUGGGCAACGACUCGCCGCUGGCAGUCCAGCAGCAGCCCAAGCUACGGCACCGUCCCCGCCGACAUCGAUUCACCACGCGGUGCGACAAAGCCCACCGAAGAGGAGCUUCAUCGCGAGCAGCGUCGCCGCACGCACGGGCACGCGGCAACAGCUGAGGAGGCGAACAAGAACGCCGUCAACACCCACGUAAGCGGGUACAACCCAUGGGAGGUGCUGGGCCUGAAGCCGGGUGCAUCGACACAGACAAUCCGCCUGCGCUACCACGAACUUAUGAAGCAGGUUCACCCGGACAUGGCGGUGGAUGGCGCCGGCGACAUCCCGCGCCUCAACCAGAUUAACAAGGCCUACGAACUGAUUACGAAGAGCCCGACGCUGGACCGGCGCUACCGCAACCUCGUCUCUGACACGCAGUACUUUUACUAUAAAUUCCUGCCUGAGUGGAUGGCACGCAACGUGGAUGAGAUGCCACGGUACUGGAGUUGGGUGAAGUGGCGUACUCCGAGUGGCUUCCACAUUUUCCUGCUGCUUUGCGGCUUCUACGUCCUUGGGCGCUUCUACGCCGCCUUCCCGCUGCUGACGAGCGUUUUUUUUAUCUCUGUUGCGCUGGACGUGCUGCUGCACACGAUGCUCGCCCCUGCGGCGCUGUGCAUGCUGUUUCUCUACUCGAUUAUGGCGUACCGAAGCUACGAUAUGGCGUGGCUGACAAGCCCGAAGGGCUUUCUGCGCCGAGAGCUGGGGUACUAA
This is a messenger RNA of Leishmania braziliensis MHOM/BR/75/M2904, 978 nucleotides long. RefSeq lists its product as hypothetical. The transcript has a single exon. NCBI's taxonomy places the organism in Eukaryota, Euglenozoa, Kinetoplastea, Trypanosomatida, Trypanosomatidae. The record is from RefSeq and is a predicted model, not a curated record. Bases 1 to 978 code for a protein of 325 amino acids.